AUGAAUACACUAUUCCAAGUCGAGUCAGUCAGAGACAGAGCAAUCAAACGAUUAGCCCUGAUGAAGAAGCUUGCGGGAACCGGCUGGGGCGCUAACGCCAGGAUACUCAAGCAGGUCUACACAGGAUCUGUAAGACCAGUUAUGGAGUAUGCUUCUCAAAGCUGGGCAACAACCGCCAAAACAAACCAAGCAAAACUCGACAAAGUACAGAACUUCGGCCUGAGGAUAAUCCUAGGAGCUAUGAAGUCGACCCCGAUUGCUGACAUGGAAAGGACGGCUGGCAUCGAACACAGGAGGAACCAGAAAAUCCUCAUCCAUGGGGAGAAAAUCAGACGCCUUCCAAGUCACCCUCUUCACCCCAAGCUUGAGGAAACGCCCAAGAACCGUCUAAAACGCAAAAGUCAAAACCAUCUGACUAAGAGUCUACAAGAUUCGGCUUCUGAAUUGCUUCAGCCAGGAAAUCCAGUUGAAAACCUGCAGCCAACAGCGUGGUCCCAGCAAGAGCUCCGAGUGGAAAUCCAGCCUUCAGUACCAGACCUGAGAAGUAAGGGGAUCCAACUACCGGAUAUCCAAAAAGCUCUCACGAUGGAACAUAUUGACCGACAAUACCCACAUGACAGAUGGACACUAGCCUACACGGACGGAUCAGCUGAAAGCGCAGUGAAAAACGGAGGAAGUGGAAUCUACAUAAGAUACCCUUGUGGAGAAAGCUCAACCCUCUCCGUCCCUGGAGGAAAAUACUGCAGCAACUUCAAAGCAGAGGUGCUAGCUAUAACAACUGCCGCGAAACAUCUAGCACAGUCCCAAAUGACAUCACCACUGAUAGCCAUUCUAACAGACUCACUGUCCACACUCCAAGCCCUAAGAUCAGAAAACAUCGAGUCAGAAAUCAAAGAUCUGAAAGAACUCCUCCAAGAUCUCACCAGUAACCACCACGUGGUCUUGCAAUGGAUUCCCGCCCACUGUGGAAUACCUGGAAAUGAAAGGGCUGACCAACUAGCAAAAGAAGGAAGCCUACAGAUCCAGCCAAAUGGGAAGCAGUCAUACAGAGAAAUAACAACACUCCUGAAGCAGAAAUGCAGAAAUGACUGGAAGAAAAGCCAGGGAAACCAACACCCCCAAUCAGAUCAGCUGUGGCUACUUGACCGAAAAGACGCUACUACCAUCUACCGUCUAAGAACAGGCUACUGUGGCCUGCGUGGGCAUCUUAAACGUAUAGGAACACUUUCAACAUACAUCGGGGGUGCUGAUGGUAAUAAUGCUGAUCCCAGUGAUGGUGGUACCGAUAAUGGUUGA
Messenger RNA from Lineus longissimus, 1296 nucleotides. RefSeq lists its product as uncharacterized. The record is from RefSeq and is a predicted model, not a curated record. Gene Ontology annotation, biological process: DNA replication, removal of RNA primer. Gene Ontology annotation, molecular function: nucleic acid binding; RNA-DNA hybrid ribonuclease activity. Bases 1 to 1296 code for a protein of 431 amino acids. NCBI's taxonomy places the organism in Eukaryota, Metazoa, Nemertea, Pilidiophora, Heteronemertea, Lineidae. The transcript has 2 exons.